This is a messenger RNA of Lactuca saligna, 807 nucleotides long. The record is from the annotation of a GenBank genome assembly. NCBI's taxonomy places the organism in Eukaryota, Viridiplantae, Streptophyta, Magnoliopsida, Asterales, Asteraceae.
AUGUUUCUUCAUAUCAUCUUUAAUGUCAUGCAUCCCGAGAUCGAAAGAGGAAAUGAAACACUGGAUCUCAAGUCUGUUGGUCCGAUUGCUUUUGGCUUAAUGAAACAGAAAAGAGCUGGAAAAUUUGCAUUCGAAGGAAAGUUUCCUUUGAUUAAGUUUGGAAUAUUUGCUGACGAUAGUGAUCAAUCAGAAUCAGAAAAUCUUUCUAUUCCAGCAGAAACUGAAGAUGUUGUGAUUUCAAUUUCAGAGCUUGAAAUGAAGAAGUUCAUAGGAGAUGAGGAUUUCAGUGGCGAUGAUGAUUUUUUGAAAGAGCUGGAUUUUACUAGGAUCAGUGAUGAUAUCCCCUCGAGUAUUGAACUUAAUCUCGAUGAUGAUGAGUUUGGUCCACUUCCAGGAUUCGAUAGCAGGUGCUUUAAAAAGGUCAAUGAAGUUACUCAACUAGCAACCGAGACUUGGGAAGAUGUUAGUGCUCUCAAAAUUUUGCUCUCCUCUUCAAAACCUAUGGAGGUCUCUUCGAGUCCAAGAGAUGUGGAUUCAGAGAUUCCUCCCUCUGAACCAAAUGUCUCUACUUCUGCUCCACUUUUAAGUAAAUCGACACAACCCCAAACCUCCCUGUCUCCUUUGAAAAAAAGACAAUUAGAUCCAAGGCAGGGCGUGUCCACUGUAAGCCAAGCACCACCAGUCUCAUCUACUGUUACCACCACUACAGUCUCUACUCCACCAAUACCAUCAGAAGAAGGCCCGAGCACAAUGUAUGAAGCAGGUGGUUCAUCCUCUAUUCCAAAGUAUUCUCCUUCAAGGCCCUGA